This is a messenger RNA of Thyridium curvatum, 1773 nucleotides long. RefSeq lists its product as uncharacterized. The record is from RefSeq and is a predicted model, not a curated record. Gene Ontology annotation, molecular function: L-amino-acid oxidase activity; polyamine oxidase activity. Bases 1 to 1773 code for a protein of 590 amino acids. Lineage: Eukaryota; Fungi; Ascomycota; Sordariomycetes; Thyridiales; Thyridiaceae. The transcript has a single exon. Gene Ontology annotation, biological process: amino acid catabolic process.
AUGCCUUGCCAGAUCCCUUCAAUCGUCUUGGCCACCGUUUGGCUCUGCUCUAGCUUCGUGGCUGCUAGUCCUCAAAAACCGCUUCUGAAAGACUUUGACGCGUUGGGCGCCUGGUAUGAUGAAGUAGCUUCCAUCAACACCACGUCUAAUCCACAAGAUGUCGAGAAAGCCAAGAACACCUCCAUCGCCAUUGUUGGUGCUGGCAUCACCGGUCUAGCCACUGCCCUGAUGCUAGACAGUGUAGGUUUGCGCAAUUGGGAGAUACUCGAGGCGAGCCACCAGGUUGGUGGACGCCUAAGAACCCUAUACGUCGGCGGCACCCACGAAUGGGCAGAGAUGGGCCCCAUGCGCCUCCCUUAUAAGAUCAAGUACAAAAGCGACAAUGCGACGCUUGAGUACACCGACCAUGCAAUGACCUUUCAGCUGGCUGACUGGAUCAAUGAGCUGAACAAAGACAGCCAGGAUGACCUCCAGGUUAACUUCAUCCCCUGGAUCCAACAUUCGCCCAACGAGCUUCUGGCUCUUGGCACGGGCAGACAUCCGGAUGGCAGAAUCCCCACGCGUGCCGAGAUCGCCGCCAACUCCAGCCUUGGCAAGCCAGCACCGAUGGACACGCAGGAGUACAAAAACACCAAGGCAAGGAUGAGCAGCAUUCUUGCAAACGAGAAAACGCUCAGAGAGAUCCAGCAGGACGUGUGGAGAGUACACAGCCGCGUCAUGAAAGAAGGGCUCGACGACAUCAGCCAGCAAAACAUGUUGCAUAACAUCUGGAACGUGAGCCCCGAGGUUGCAGCCGCCAUCCAUGGCGCGACUGACUAUGACGUCUUCUGGGAUGAGAUGCAUCACAACUCGAACCUGGCGCAGGAUGGCAGCAAGGGCGCUCUGGGAGAGACGGAGUGGCGGUGCGUGGAUGGAGGCUUCAGUCGCUUCUCAACGGCCAUUCUUCCACACGUCCGAGACCGCCUUAUCCUGAACCGCCAGGUCCGAGGGAUCGAAGAAAUCAGGAAUGCACAAGGCAACACCACAGGCACGAGGGUAUCCUGGGUCGACGUUGACGUCAACAGAACCCAGACUAAGCCCCAGCCUCAACAGACCAAAUCCUAUGACUACACCAUGCUCGCUGUCCCCUUCACCAUGACACGCAUGAUGAGCCUGCCGUCCUUCUCACCAACCCUCUCGUGGGCCAUGGCCGAGCGCGGCCUCCGCUUCAAAGACGCCUGCAAGGUCGCGCUCCUCUUCAGCGAACGCUUCUGGGAGCACGGCGAGCGCCCCAUCUUCGGCGGCUACUCGACCCCUCCCGAUGCCGCCGUCGGCGCCCUCUACUACCCGGUCUACGGCCUGAACGAGACGGGCCGCCCGGGCCUCAUUCUGCACUACCGCGGCGGCGACUGGAGCAGCCGCCUUACGAGCCUCAGCGACGAGCAGCACGUCGGCAUGGUCCUCGACGCCGUAGCCUCGCUGCACGGCGAAGGGGUGCGCGACCUGUACACAGGUCACUUCGAGCGCCUGUGCUGGCUCGACGAGCCCUUUGUCGCAACGGCGUGGACGCGCCCGGACGUUGCGCAGCACGCGCUCUUCAUCUCGGCGUACCACCGGACCGAGGCCAACGUCAUUGUGCUCGGCGAGCACACGGCGCCCACGCACGCCUGGGUCAGCUCCUCGCUGUACUCGGCCGUGCGUGGCGCCGUGCAGCUGCUGCUCGAGGUCGGGCUGAUCGACGAGGCGAAGGAGCUCAACCAGCGGUGGAUGGGGCGGUGGACACAUGCGGAGUAG